Messenger RNA from Solenopsis invicta (red fire ant), 2832 nucleotides. Its product is annotated as odorant receptor 4. The coding region runs from base 574 to 1779 and encodes 401 amino acids. Gene Ontology annotation, biological process: detection of chemical stimulus involved in sensory perception of smell; sensory perception of smell. Gene Ontology annotation, molecular function: odorant binding; olfactory receptor activity. The record is from RefSeq and is a predicted model, not a curated record. Gene Ontology annotation, cellular component: plasma membrane. Lineage: Eukaryota; Metazoa; Arthropoda; Insecta; Hymenoptera; Formicidae. The transcript has 6 exons.
UUAUGAAUUUUUAUUUUCUUAACAUAAAUACUGACGGUAUAUAUUAUGUUGAAAAUGUUCGAUUUUUAAUACUGAAUAUGUUUGGCAAUGAAAGAUUCUUCUUUCCUUUAUAUCUAGAGCUUUCAAUCCCUUCUAACCGUUUUUCCAUCCCCUUUUGCAGCGUCGAGGGGUUGCUCGCACCGAUAUAUACUUAACUGUAAUACGCUCGCGGUCGUGCUUCCGACAAAUCGGCGUCGAUCAAUCUUUCAUAACUACAGCGGAACUUGCUUAUCGCUAAUGGAGGAUAAUGAAGAAAGCAUUUUCCAGGGAAAUAAACUUUGAUUGCGCCAUCAAUUUAUCUCCAAUGCUCUAGGUAACAAAGUAGCGACACAACAUGUAAUCAUUCCGCUCCCGCGAUCUUCGAUCUACUAAACGGCGAGCUUUCCGAGUUCUAAAAGGGUGCAAUCAAGUCCUUAUACGUCAUUACGCGAACGCAAGCUCUUCAGGUGAACGCAUAUCCUGUCGUUCAGCAAUUUUCAGAAAUAUUAUACGUUGUUGCUCUGCGAGAUUUCUUCCUGUUAUUUUUACAUAUCCAUGGGCAACCCGACAAGCGACCCGCGGGAGCGAGCAAUGAUUCGCUAUCGCGUGUACACUCGUCACAUUCGCAGAAUGCUCUACCUCGGCGGUGUCUUGCAAGAUAGAACACGUUCGGCAACUUGGUCAUAUAUCACAGGUUUCUUGGUGAUCCUUGUGUGCUUCAGUCAAUGUGUCUUCUUGAUAAACUUUUGUCGAGAUCAUAUCGACAAUCUGGUGCUCAUCUCAAGACUCUUUGGCAUGGCCUGCAGUUACAUCGCGCCCGUCUUAAUGUCAGCUUGCUUCCUGGCAAAACGCGAGAAAUUGAUGGAACUUCACGAGACGCUGAACGACCUUUUCGAGCGGGAAUUAACGCGAGACCGGGAAACUGAGGCGACCCUGCUGGCCACUCUGUAUGCGUUCGACAAACCGUCCUACAUACUGUGCUUCACCAUGGGAUCAACGGGAAUACUGAUCCUCUGCCCGCGGUUGAUCCCCAUAGUUCGCAACAUCGUCCAUCACGCCGAACCCGAGAGAUACAGACUGCCGGUCCCGAAUAAGUUCCCGUGGCCUAUGCCGAUCGGUGGUGGUUUCUCCUUUUACUUGCAUGUUCUGUACCAAAUGUCCACCUUUUGGUGGGUGAUCUUCACCGUCGGCAGCGUCGACAGCCUCUUCGGCUAUUACGCGUUUCAGAUCUCCUCGAUCCUGCGAGCUACGACCGCCAGGCUGACGAAUCUACGUACUCCGGAGGUAUUUACAGAGGUCUUGGGUACAUGCGUGCAGACGCAUCACCGGUUACUGCGAUGCGGCCGCUUGCUGAGUGAUAUCUGGGGACUGAUAAUUAUACGGAUGCUCUUCACAAACGCCUUACUCAUGUGCGCAUUGAUCUUCGAAGCAAGCCCGUUCACUCACUUGACGGUCGGCCAGAUCUUCUUGUUUAUCUCUUACAUGACAUUAAAACUGCUACAAACGUUCAUUUAUGCUUGGUACGGCAGUCUCAUUACAAGCGCGAGCGAGCACUUUCGCGAGGGAAUAUAUUUCAGCGAGUGGCCGAAAUCAAGACUUGAUCGUAAUGUUAGGACAAAUAUUAUAGUGACCAUGAUGCAAAAGCCGAUGAUUAUAAAGGCGUUAAACUUGUCUUCCGUGAACGUCAACAUGUUCACCAAAAUUGUGAACACCGCAAUGUCUUAUUUCUUUUUGUUGCAAUCCUUGGACGAGGGUAGAUAAAGAUGGAUGCCAUACAUCAACCAGUUCGUAAAUCUCGAGAAACAUCUAGAAUCGCUACAAAUGUGGAAAAAUAUAUUAAAUUUCAGACUGAUAUAAAUGGUAAUCAGUUAGCAAAUACAGUACAAAUCAUAGCAUUCAUAGAUCUUGGUGGGUAAGUAUCAUCAUUUUCAUAUUCAAGGUAUCGUGAAAUUUAUGAAACAAAAUACUGUAGAAAUAAAGUUUUCAAAAAAUUACGUAAAAUACUCUAUUCACUGAAAGAAACCAAACUGCUCGAACAAAAACUCGUCCGCUCCGCGCAUGCAAAACGGCUAGAAAACUCCCUUCUCUGCUCACACACACCCGUAUAGGCUCAUAAUGUCAGCGCUCUCCCCACUAUGUUGUCUAUGAGCAGACCGAUGCGAUUUCUCUCAAUGAAUAAAAUGUAGAUACUUAUUUAUAAAUUUUUAAACCGUAGUUUUUGAAAUAUAAGAGCUUAAAGUUUGUCAGAAAUUAUAUUUAAAGAAUUGCCCGUCACGCAGUUACUAAUACUAUCAGUUCAAUGACUCACGAAUAUGCUGUCUGCAUGUAGUUUGUGAUCAUCUUUAAAUCCUUAUAUUUAAAAAAACUACUUAUUUGAAAUAAAAAUUUACAAAUAAUUAUUUUACUUAAUUUUUCGAAAACUUUAAUAUUACAAUAUUUUUAAUUACGAAUUUCGAGACAUCCCGUAUUAAUAUAUUGUUAUAUAAUCAAGUAAAGUGACAAAUGUGAAAAUUACCUGUAUAAUUGAGCGUUCGAUUAGUUUCCCUGGAUUCAGCAAACCUGAAAAACAAAAAAAAUUCUGUGUGCAUUAUUGAAGAAUAUUAUUAAUAUAUUUUAUUGAGGUUUGUAAAGCUAGAAGCAAAUUUUUAAAUAUCAUGGCAUUCAAAGAUCUUUGUGAUAAUAACAUUUUCAAAAAAUAAUUCAAAAUGUAAUGCAAUAUAGAAAAAUAUAAAUACCUUCACAAAAUUUCAAGAUGCUGUUUCACUUAAGAUCUGCAAGCAAUCUAAAUAAUAAAAUAAUUAUAUUAACUAAAAG